Eurypyga helias (sunbittern) is the source of this 755-nucleotide messenger RNA. RefSeq names its product tyrosine-protein kinase Fer-like. The transcript has 5 exons. The record is from RefSeq and is a predicted model, not a curated record. The annotation marks the transcript as partial. Lineage: Eukaryota; Metazoa; Chordata; Aves; Eurypygiformes; Eurypygidae.
GAAAGGAGACCGAGAAAGCCAAAGAUCGAUGUGAUAAAGCCACUAUGAAGCUUCAUAUGUUGCAUAAUCAGUAUGUGUUGGCAUUGAAAGGAGCACAGUUACAUCAGCACCAGUAUUAUGAUACUACACUUCCUCUGUUACUUGAUUCACUACAGAAGAUGCAAGAAGAAAUGAUUAAAGCUCUGAAAGGAAUCUUGGAUGAGUAUAGCCAGAUUACCAGUCUUGUAACGGAAGAGAUUGUGAAUGUCCAUAAAGAGAUCCAGACCUCGGUUGAACAGAUAGACCCUAACUCUGAGUAUAAUGACUUCAUAGAUACUCACAGGUCAGCAGAAGUUGUUGAACAAGAAAUAGAGUUUGAUACAUCUUUACUAGAGGAAAAUGAAAACCUUCAAGCUAAUGAGAUCAUGUGGAAUAAUCUAACAGCAGAAAGUUUACAAGCCACGUUGAAAACUGUAAUAGAAGAACUGAUUCAGACACAGCAAACCCUUUUGAGCAAAGAGGAACUUGUUUUGGAACUGGAAAAAAAAAUAGAAGAGUCCUCUAAGACUUGUGAAAAGAAGUCUGAUAUUGUACUCUUGCUGAGCCAAAAGCAAGCACUGGAAGAACUUAAGCAAACAGUUCAGCAAUUAAGAUGCUCUGAAGCAAAAUUUGCAGCCCAGAAAGAACUACUGGAACGAAAGGUUCAAGAGAAUGAUGGGAAAGAGCCACCACCUGUAGUGAAUUAUGAAGAAGAUGCCAGAUCAGUGACCUCUAUG